This is a messenger RNA of Brassica napus (rape), 1218 nucleotides long. Its product is annotated as ATP-dependent DNA helicase RRM3-like. NCBI's taxonomy places the organism in Eukaryota, Viridiplantae, Streptophyta, Magnoliopsida, Brassicales, Brassicaceae. The record is from RefSeq and is a predicted model, not a curated record. Gene Ontology annotation, biological process: telomere maintenance; DNA repair. Gene Ontology annotation, molecular function: DNA helicase activity. The transcript has a single exon. Bases 1 to 1218 code for a protein of 405 amino acids.
AUGCUCACUGCGUAUUUUGCUGCAAACGCCAAAUAUGAAGAAGCAAGGGAGCUUACGUACAUUCAGUUUCCAUCCCGGUUUGUCUACCACAGUGACAUAAAAGAAUGGACACCACGGAAGCAGGGUACAGCAAUAGGUCAAGUCCCCAAUGUCCACCCAGCUGCAGGCGACUUAUACUACCAUAGAAUCAUCGUCAAUAUUGUUAAAGGAGCACUUGGUUUUGAACACCUCGCCACUGUAGGCACUACAACAUUUGAGGAGUAUCGGGAUGCAUGCUAUGCGCUUGGCUUAUUGGACGACGAUAAUGAAUGGCAUGAUGCUAUAGUUGAGCCAUCUUUCUGGGCAACAGGUCGUCAGCUAAGGAGGUUAUUCAUCACGGUCUUGAUCUACUGUGAGGUUGGAAACCCUCUCAAGCUUUGGAAUCAUGUGUGGAACAUCUUGGCUGAGGAUAUUUUGUAUAUGAAACAGAGGGAAUUUCAUUUUCCAGGCUUGAUUCUACAGGACGAGGAGUUGAAGCAGUAUACAUUAAUGGAGAUAGAAAGACUCCUCAAAGAGAAUGAUAAAUCACUGGCUGAUUUCCCUGGCAUGCCAAAACCAAAUACCAGUGUUCUUCAGGAGAUAUCAAACACAGUUCUCCGGCAUGAGCUCAACUAUGACACGGAAAAAGAAGCUGCAGAGCAUGACAAACUUUUUACCACGAUGAAUGAGGACCUGAAAAGCAUCUACACCUCUGUUAUAGAUUCUGUCAACAACAAAUCUGGCCAGUUGUUCUUUGUUUAUGGGGCUGGGGGAACCGGGAAGACUUUUUUAUACAGAACUAUUAUUGCAAAACUUCGAUCAGUUGGUAAAGUGGUGAUACCAGUGGCGUCAGCUGGGAUUGCAGCAUUGUUAUUACCAGGAGGAAGAACAGCGCACUCCCGCUUCAAGCUUCCUCUCAAAUUGAGCGAAACAUCUCUCUGUGAGAUUAAAUAUGGUUCUAUGUUGGCAAAUCUGAUCUCCAAAGCAGACUUGAUCAUAUGGGACGAGGCUCCUAUGGCUCACCGUCAAACGUUUGAAACGUUGGACCACACACUUAGAGACCUACAAGCUAUGGAGGAUUCAGCAGCUGCUGAUAAACCUUUUGGUGGAAAGACAAAUCUUCUUGGGGGGGAUUUCAGACAGAUUUUGCCUGUUAUAACUCAGGGUUCUGUGUUUCAAAAAAAAAAUUCAGAGUUCUAG